Eurypyga helias (sunbittern) is the source of this 1608-nucleotide messenger RNA. RefSeq names its product LON peptidase N-terminal domain and ring finger 1 (gene LONRF1). Lineage: Eukaryota; Metazoa; Chordata; Aves; Eurypygiformes; Eurypygidae. Gene Ontology annotation, molecular function: protein binding. The record is from RefSeq and is a predicted model, not a curated record. The transcript has 11 exons. The annotation marks the transcript as partial.
ACUGAAUUUUUGUUUUCAGAUUCGGGUGACUUGAUGCUAAGAAUUUACAGGGCGGAGUCAUACGUUGGCCUCCAAGAAUAUAAAACAGCCAUAGAUGACCUAAAUUUUGUUAUUUCUAAAAUGCCAAAUUGGCCAGAGGUUUACUUCCGGAAAGGAAAAGUGCUGCAAGACUCUGGCUUUGUAGGUGAUGCCUUACAACUGUUUCUACAGUGCUUAGCACUUGAUGAGGACUUUCUUCCAGCCAAGCUAGAAGUCGAAAGGACAUUGUGUGAUGUGCUGUCCCCAGAGAAGUUAGGAGAGAGUCUGAAGGAACCCACUUGGAAUUCACCACAUAUUCGAAAUAAGCCUUUUGUACUUGGUUCCGAGGUGACUGAGUCUUACUGCAACUUACAGCUUUGUCCUGAGCAGAGUUUAGGAGGAUCAGAGGUACCGGAGCCUGUCAUUGGAAGCUUAAACCGUGCACAGUCUGCCCAUGCUCUUAACUCAACAAAAGACCUUGCCAAGGAAGAUGGCUUAAAGAGAGUGUCUUCUGAACCCCUUCUCUCUGGCCAAGAAAAAGGUGCUUUGUUGAAAAGAAAGCUUUCCUUUUCAGAACAAGACACAGUUGUAUGUGGAGAUGGAAGAAACAAACACAAAAAGCAAGGAGAUAGUACGAAAAGAGACACGACACUGGCUUUUGGAACAAUUCCAGGGAAUUUGAUUGAUGUAUCGGAUUUUGAGUGCUCUCUAUGUAUGAGGCUAUUCUUUGAGCCAGUGACAACCCCUUGUGGACAUACUUUUUGCAAAGGGUGCUUGGAACGGUGUUUAGACUAUGCUCCUCAGUGUCCGCUCUGUAAGGAGAGUCUGAAAGAGUACCUUGCAAGUAGAAAAUACAGCAUCACAGAACUGCUGGAGAAAUUAAUAAUGAAAUAUUUGGCUGAUGAAUUAUAUGAGAGGAAGAGAAUUCACGCUGAAGAAACUGCUGAACACUCAAACUUGACCAAGAAUGUUCCAAUGUUCGUUUGCACUAUGGCAUAUCCUACUGUGCCUUGCCCUCUACACGUGUUUGAGCCAAGAUACCGACUCAUGAUUCGCAGAAGUAUGGAAACUGGGACUAAACAGUUUGGGAUGUGUAUCAGCGAUUCUCAAAAUGGUUUUGCAGAUUACGGGUGCAUGCUGCAAAUUAGGAACGUUCAUUUUCUGCCUGAUGGACGGUCGGUUGUUGAUACAGUGGGUGGAAAGAGAUUUAGAGUUUUACGGAGAGGGAUGAAGGAUGGUUAUUGCACUGCAGACAUCGAAUAUUUGGAGGAUGUUAAGGUUGCUGAUGAACAAGAACUGAGGAAACUGAGAGAACUUCACAAUUUUGUUUACAAUCAGGCCUGCAGUUGGUUCCAAAACUUAAGAAACAAAUUUCGUACUCAAAUUCUUCAGCACUUUGGGCCAAUGCCUGACAGGGAGGAAAAUAUACAGGCGAUGCCCAAUGGUCCUGCUUGGUGUUGGUGGCUUCUGGCUGUUCUCCCCGUAGACCCCAGGUACCAGCUGUCCGUUCUCUCCAUGAUGUCCUUAAAAGACCGACUGAUAAAAAUCCAGCAUAUACUGACGUAUUUUUCUAGAGACCAGUCCAAGUGA